CGUCAGUCCAGUUGUUACUUGUGUAAUAUCACGAAAGUUCAUAAUAGGUUAUCAAUCAAUGACAAUGGUAGGAAAUAAAAAUUCUUUCUCAAGUAUACUUUCAUGUGUGUGACUGUGUGAAACGUGAAUUGUGCUAUAAAAAUGUCCAGUAUAUUUAUCCGAAAGUUAUUUCUUGAUAUUAGUCGAAAGUCUGUUCUAUAUCCAGAACUGUAUAUAAAACACUAUAAUUCGACACUACAAUCAAAAUUAAACUUUAAGUUCAAUCAGUCUAUUAGAUCAGUACAGAUACAUACCACAGCAACAAUGAGUAGCAAACUGCUGACUGGAAGUUUAACGGAGACAGACCCUGAGCUUUAUGAAAUCAUUCAAAAUGAGUUGCAUCGUCAAGAAUCAGGUUUGGAGAUGAUUGCUUCAGAAAACUUCACAUCAGUUUCUGUUCUCCAAUGUCUAAGUUCUUGUCUACACAAUAAAUACUCUGAGGGUAUGCCUCAUCAGAGAUACUAUGGUGGUAAUGAAUUCAUUGAUGAAAUCGAAAUUCUAGCUCAAAAACGUUCCUUAGAUGCUUAUAGAUUGAAUCCUGAAGAAUGGGGAGUAAAUGUUCAACCUUAUUCAGGUUCUCCAGCAAAUUUUGCUGUUUACACAGGAGUAGUGGAACCACAUGGCAGGAUCAUGGGACUUGAUUUGCCUGAUGGUGGCCAUUUAACACAUGGUUUUUUUACAGCUACAAAGAAAAUUUCAGCUACAUCAAUUUUCUUUGAGAGUAUGCCUUACAAGGUUAAUCCCGAAACUGGUUUGAUUGAUUAUGACAUGUUAUCAGAAACAGCAAAACUGUUCAAACCUCGUUUGAUAAUUGCUGGCAUGAGCUGCUAUUCCAGAUGUUUAGACUACAAAAGGUUCAGACAAAUUGCUGAUCAGAAUGGAGCAUACCUCAUGGCUGACAUGGCUCAUGUCUCGGGGCUAGUAGCUGCCGGUGUUAUCCCCAGUCCGUUUGAACAUUGUGACAUUGUGACUACAACCACUCAUAAAACACUUCGGGGUCCCCGUGCUGGGGUGAUAUUCUACCGAAAGGGUGUUCGUUCUGUGAAGGCCAAUGGAACUAAAGUAAUGUACGAUUUCGAGAGUCGUAUCAAUCAAGCCGUCUUUCCCGGCCUACAGGGUGGUCCUCACAAUAACGCAAUUGCAGGCAUCGCCACAGCCAUGAAACAAGCUACUUCCUCUGAAUUCGUUUACUAUCAACAGCAGGUUGUGAAGAACGCCCAACGUCUCUGCCAAGGUCUGAUAUCGCGAGGAUACGACAUCGCCACUGGCGGCACCGACGUCCACUUAGUACUGGUAGACUUGAGGGGCGUCGGCCUCACCGGAGCGCCCGCUGAGAGAAUAUUAGAGCUAUGCAGCAUCGCUUGCAACAAGAACACAGUGCCCGGAGACAAAAGUGCCCUCAACCCAAGUGGUAUCCGGCUAGGAACACCCGCUCUAACUACGAGAGGACUCAAAGAAGAAGAUAUCGAUAAAGUGGUCGACUAUAUAGACAGAGCUCUCAAUAUCGCCAAAGAAAUCGUUAGGACGUCUGGACCAAAACUAGCAGAUUUCAACAAAGCCAUCGAAGAAACUCCAGAUUACAAACAAAAGAUCGAAUCUCUUAGAAAUCAAAUAGAGAACUUUAGUAAGACAUUCCCACUUCCUGGUAGUAACAAAUAGUGAUUGUAGUUAUCUCCUAUAACCGCAUUUAUAAUUGCUGUAAAAUUGAGCAGUGCCUUAUAUUUUUAAAACCAAUUUAUUAGCUUACUGUGUAAAUGCCUCAUAUUAUUCCCUAGAAUUGAAGCUGUGAAACAAAUAUUUUUAUAUAAAUCUUUUACUUAUUCAUGGAUUAUUCUUAGAUAUGAGAUAAGCAAGAAAGAAAAUAAUUAUUAUUA
Molecule: messenger RNA, 1913 nt
Organism: Chilo suppressalis (striped riceborer)
Lineage: Eukaryota; Metazoa; Arthropoda; Insecta; Lepidoptera; Crambidae
Source: the annotation of a GenBank genome assembly